Molecule: messenger RNA, 3183 nt
Organism: Limanda limanda (common dab)
Lineage: Eukaryota; Metazoa; Chordata; Actinopteri; Pleuronectiformes; Pleuronectidae
Gene: ppargc1b
Product: peroxisome proliferator-activated receptor gamma, coactivator 1 beta
Exons: 12
Coding region: 1-2730 (909 amino acids)
Biological process (GO): positive regulation of transcription by RNA polymerase II
Cellular component (GO): nucleus
Molecular function (GO): transcription factor binding; nucleic acid binding
Source: RefSeq, a predicted model, not a curated record
AUGGCGGACUGCGCUCCACUAUUAGAUGAGGAACUCUCGUCCUUCGUCUUCAAUUACCUGACGGACACCUCGGGCAGCCAGUAUGGGGAGGAGGAGGUGUGCUCCGACCGCCUGGACACUGACUUCCCGGACAUCGACCUCUCGCAGCUGGACACCAGUGACUUCGACAGCGUCAACUGUCUCAGCGAGCUGCAGUGGUGCAACGACCAGGCCUCCGACGCCUCGCCAGCCUCCAUCCACUACAGCACGGCAGAUGAGCUCUUUGAGAUCGAAGAGGAGAACGCCGCCCUGCUCGCCGCCCUCACCGACAGCUUGGACGGCAUGGUGGACGCCGAGGUGGACGGGCUGUCCGUCUUCCCGGCCCUGGGGGAGGAGCCUGACCAGCAGGACGAGGACGAGGACAGUCUUCCUCUCGGCGCCGAGGACUUCAGCCAGUCGCUGGGCUCCGAGACCGAGGAAUCUCUCCUGAUGAAGCUGCUGCGGACUCCUCCCAACGUGCCCUCGGGCGGCGACGCACACAAAGAUGGAGUCCACGGCCAUCGCUAUAGCAACAGAAGCCUGCAGCCACGGCCGGUCAGACCACUGGUCAAGACUGACCUUCCUCCGAAGAGGAAGCCCCGGGCCGUGCGUCCAGCGGGACGCCUCUGCACCGAGCUCCACCGCCACCUCACCACCGCCAAGGACACGGAGGACACGCCCACCCCCGACACAGAGGAGGACGAAGAGGAAGAGGAGGACGAGGACAGCGAGUCGGAGGAGGAUGAAGAGGAGGAAGGGGAGGAGGAAGAGGAGGAGUCUUCCAGCAGCGAGGUGGAGGGCACGGCGGCGGCCUCCGUCCCGGCCGAGCCCCCGAAGCCUCAGUUCAGCUCGGAGAAGGAGCUGCGCUCGGUGGUGGAGCUGAUCACCUACAUGCACACCUACUGCCUGCCCAGCAGGAAGCAGCAGGGCUGGGAGCGCCGCGAGCCCCCCCGGGCCCGGGCCCGGCCCGAGGCCGCACGCCCACACAACACAAACUCUGCCAGCAGAGUCGUCCUGGUGUCCGCCCCGGGGACGAGUGGGGGGGGCUCGGCCGGGGGGGGCAGCGGCGCCCCCAGGAGGCUUCCCUUUGCGAGGAAGAGGGAGAUGAAGGCGAACUCUCUCCUGCGUGAGCUCCUGCAGCAGAGCAGCUCGUACGAUGUGAGCAAGCCUUACGGACCGCACAGCCCCCCCUACUCCCACUGCCCCCCCUACUCCCACUGCCCCGCCCGAGCCGCUCCCUCCGCCCCGGGUAGAUCCCACCCCCCCCAGUCCCACAUCUACACUGCCCCCAAACCAGAGCUACGUAAAGACUACUCGUCCCCCGAGAGGAGACAGCGCUCCUGCGAGGCGCCUCAGACCCCCGAGGAGGAGGAGGACAGCGGCUCCUUCUCCGUGCGGCGCUCCCGGCGCCUGGCCUCCUUCCCCAGCCGCUUCGCCAAGAGGCUGCGGCCGGGGCGAGCGCGGGACGGAGAGGGGCGGGACCGGCAGGAGCGGGAGGAGGAGGGAGCAGGGUUCAAACUCCUGCCGACCCAAGCAGGAGGAGGAACCACGACGGAGAACCGGACAGAACCGCUCACGUCCGGCGUCGGUGCGAUGGAAGCGACCAAUCCCUGCUGCCACAACGAAAAGCGAGCCUGUCUCUGUCUGCCUCUGAAUCCCAAAUCCACAGGCGAGUUCAGCACCAAGCCGUUCGAGCAGACGCUCAGUGUGGAUCUGUGUGGAACUGCAGGUCUCACCCCUCCCACCACCCCCCCUCACAAACCAGUGGAGGACGAGCUCUUCAAGCCGGCCGAGGGAGGAAAGGUCAGCGUGGGGUCGGGCGGCGGCAGCAGCGACGACGGCGGAGGCGGCGGCGGCAGCGACUCUGUUCAUCCGGCAUCGCACGCCAGCGUCGCCACGAAGGCGUCGUCCUGGCUGAGCCGCGCCCACCACCAGAGGAAGCUGCCGGAGCAGAAGGAGCUGUACGCCCAGCUGCGGCGCAUGGGCCAAGCGGGCGACAGCGACACCCACCGCGACUUCGGUGACCACGACUACUGCGCCCUGAGCCUCGGGGAGAGCCGCAAGCGCAGCGCCGCCAUGCUGGGCACCAUGCUGCAGGCGCAGGCCGGGGGGGACGGACCCAGAGCCGAGGAGCAGGGAGCGGGUGGGAAGGAGAAGGGGGAGGGGCUGGUGAUGUCACAGGACGCAGAGCCCAAGGAGCAGCGGACGACCUUGGUCAUAUCGUGCUCGCCGCCGCCGGAGUCCAAGUCGGCGUCUCGCUCGUCAUCGCCCCUCCCAGUGUGUCCGGACUCGCCCGCCAGCAAGACAGACUCCAGUGAGAACUCCGAGAUCUGUCCCGACGACAAGCAGAGGAACAAAGCCAAGUCUGACGAGGACAACUGCCAGGUGUUUUACAUCCACAACCUGCCAGGCAGCGUGACCCAGAACAUGCUGAGGAAACGCUUCCAGGUUUUCGGCAAACCGGAGGACUGCAAAGUCAUCAUCUGCAACGAGGAGCGCUGUGGGGUGAUCAAGAUUCGCCAAGGAGGAGGUCAAAGACACUGGAGAGAACAGGAAACAGUUUUCCAAAACGGACCUGCGGGCCUGAGGAGGCUGUCGAGGAAACGCUACAUAGACCUUGAUGAAGCCGGUCCGGGUCCCGUGAAGAGCAAGUACGAUGCACUGGACUUUGACACUCUGCUGAAGGAAGCCCAGAAGUCGCUCCACCGCUGACAGCACAGCGCCCCCUACUGGCCAGCCUUAGUACAGCGCAGCAACAUCCCUGCGUCUACACUGCUCUGCCCUCAGAACGGCCUCUGGGAACCUCCACGCAAGGCAACCUCGCAAAAUGUUUACAUUUUUACCAUUGGAAUAAAGUAAGGAACUUGUUGUUUUUUUAAGUUUCUUUCACCGGAGGAUACUGCUUCAAAACGAGGACGCCACCGGGGGUCCGGACGGGCGAAGAGACAAAUGGAGGGAAUAAGACUUUUCACAGCACUGGUACAACAACCACAAACAGUGACCAUACAGUUGUCUGCUGAACAACAACAACAAAGCUGCUUCCUGUCUGUGUUGGUGACAUCAUCGCCCUGCCUUGGAAGCGCGGGUGUGAGAGACCUCUGUAGCAGAUCCUUGCUAACCCUGCAUUGCGUUGGUCGUCGUGGUGUGUGUGUUUCUGCGUGUGUG